This is a messenger RNA of Plasmodium inui San Antonio 1, 648 nucleotides long. RefSeq lists its product as hypothetical. Gene Ontology annotation, molecular function: calcium ion binding. Bases 1 to 648 code for a protein of 215 amino acids. Lineage: Eukaryota; Apicomplexa; Aconoidasida; Haemosporida; Plasmodiidae. The record is from RefSeq and is a predicted model, not a curated record. The transcript is spliced from 4 exons.
AUGGAGAGGAAGCACCUAACAAGGUAUUGGGCAGAAAGCACGAAGAAGAAAAUACACGACUCGAAGAUUAACGAAUUGAGAGAGCAGUUUCCAAUCCUAAACGAAUACGAUGAUAAGGAUCUGACAAUCUGGAGAGAAGCCUUCAACAAAAUGGACAGAGAUAACGACAACUUCAUCUCUCAUGCAGAUCUGCAGAAAAGUGAUUGGAGUCUGGAAAAAUAUAAUCUAUUUCAAAACUACGAUAUGGAUCAGAAUAACCUCAUUGAUUUUGGAGAGUUUAUCCAAGCGGUCAUCGAUAUCGACACGCAGUAUUUUAAAAAUUUCUUCCAGGGUUUUAGCAAAAUAGACAUCGAGUUGGAGUUCCAGAAAUAUGCCAUCACCGAAAAGGAAGAGAACAAACAGGUCAUCCCCCUGACGAAGCUCAUGCAGAUGCUUAGGGACAAAGAGUUCACGUGCGUCACACACACAGACUCACAGAAGCUACUCAACGCGAUGGAUUUUAACAAAGACGGCGCGCUCGACUUGGAAGAUUUUCUGGCGGUUGGCUCGGCAAGAAGUAGUACCUCCAUAUUUGGCAAGAUCAAAGAGGAAGAAACACACAUAUGUGUAGUUAUCUUCCCUCAUAUCAGCACAGGUGAAGGGACGUAA